Theobroma umbraticum is the source of this 1224-nucleotide messenger RNA. RefSeq names its product Cysteine proteinases superfamily protein. Lineage: Eukaryota; Viridiplantae; Streptophyta; Magnoliopsida; Malvales; Malvaceae. The record is from RefSeq and is a predicted model, not a curated record. Gene Ontology annotation, molecular function: cysteine-type deubiquitinase activity. Gene Ontology annotation, biological process: protein deubiquitination.
UGGGGAGAGAUGGGUCUUUUCCCAUCGAUGUAUCUUCUGCUUACAUCCGUGGAAGCAGUCCAGAGAAAGAGAAUAGCAUAUCGUAUCUUUUUGUCUUUGUUUUAUUGCUUUCAGCUUAAACCCAGAAAGUCCCACCAUCAUCAACCUCCGUCCUUAUUUGAUCGUUCGCCGCUGACCCCAAAUCCUCUUUCUAUUUGUUUUGAUUUUCCACCGCAACCAUCUCUCCAACGUUAUAUCUCAGUUUAGCUUUGGACACCCAGUUUAGUUGAUUUUAUCUGUGGGGGAGUUUUCUGUAGCGGCUGAGUUACACUAUGAGGAAUGGAGUACAGCAUGUAGGUGAAUGUUCCAGCUCAACCUCUUGGAGCAGCCAGCAGGAUACUGAGGAUGACCAGAUGAUUGCUGUUGUAUUAUCAGAAGAAUACGCCAAGUUAGAUGGUGCUGUUGCUAGACGCCUUUCUGGUCUUGCACCUGUUCCUCAUGUGCCACGCAUAAAUUCCUUUAUUCCCAACGUAAGUGAUGCAAGUUUGGAUCACCAACGCCUUCUACAGAGGCUCCAAGUUUAUGGUCUAUAUGAAGUGAAGGUCUCUGGUGAUGGAAAUUGUCAGUUUCGUGCACUUUCAGACCAGAUGUACAGGUCCACUGAGUAUCACAAGUAUGUACGGAAAGAUAUUGUUAAACAGCUUAAAGACCACCGUCAUUUGUACGAAGGAUAUGUUCCAAUGAAGUACAAGCGAUAUUGCAAGAAAAUGGCAAAAUCUGGAGAAUGGGGGGACCAUGUUACCUUGCAAGCAGCUUCUGAUAAGUUUGCAGCAAAGAUAUGCCUUUUGACAUCAUUCAGAGAUACUUGUUUCGUUGAAAUUAUGCCGCAAUACCAGGCCCCUAAACAUGAAUUGUGGUUGAGUUUCUGGUCUGAGGUACACUACAACUCACUAUAUGAGAUCCAAGGUGCCCCAGUUCAGAAGCCAAAGAAGAAACAUUGGUUGUUCUAAGUUGGCAGAUUGUUGAGGAGGGUAUACGGCAUUCAUUCAUGCUGCUGAAAAGUUUAGUACUGUGCACACUGUGCUUAAUAUUUUUUACAGAUGACAUUUAGGUUUUGGUCUUCAUUGCUGUAAAGAUAUAUGGUGCAUUUCAGAUUGAGAUGCACCAGGUUAAAUUCUUUUAUUUAUUCUUCUGUAAGGUGGAUUUUUUUCCCAGUAGAGCAAAUUUUGUUCAUUCUACUGUCAA